CGCUCAAAGAAAUCCAGCCGCAUCGUAUACGACGCGUCGGCCUAUUCUGCACUGGAGUCGGCCGAUACGCUGCACGCCGAUGUCUUGCAGAAGUUGCGGUCUGGCCGAAAAGCCCCGUUCACCCCAUUCGAUACCUUCGCCGAGCGCCUGGCUCAGUCUGAUCAUCUUCGAUACCAUUACACCCAGAACAUCGAUUGUCGCCAAACUAGGCUCCCUUAUCUCUCCCAGAGGACAGUGUGGCUCCAUGGCCGGGCGGACACACUAGUCUGCCACCUAAGACCUUCACACACUAUACGGGUUACUCCACGGUCCUUCCCACGAUGGGUUCUGGCCCCCUGCCCUUUGUGUAAGAAAGAGCAGAGGAAGCGGGUCAUGACACGCAAGCGAAGGCGAGCUGUGGGAUUUCUCCGACCAAGUGUUCUUCUCUACGGAGAAAAUUGUCCUGGCGAAGACGAGAUCACGGCCGCAUUCAACCGCGACCUGACACAGCCCAUCGACGCCGUCCUAAUCGUCGGGACAAGGUUGUCAAUUCCUUCGCUAGCGAAUUUCACUGAGCGUCUCUGUAAGGUGGUGAGGGCAAAAAGUCCGGACAAUCUGGUCAUAUGGGUGAGCAAGGAGUCACCAAAGCUUGGGGAGGGCUUCCAGUCUCUCAUCAGCUUUGAGUAUCUCGGAGACUGUGACGAUUUCGUUUCGAUGAUGUCUAUAUAGAUGGAGUCUUUGUAAUGAUUAACUCUCUGCCUACCGAACCCUUGCAAAUUGUUGAAGGAAGCCCACGGCCGCCUACGGCGGCUGUGGCCUCAGGCAGCCGGGACCUCAUACAGGCUCCAAUUCCCUCGCCUAGCUAGCUAGUGAUGAUAAACAAGGCACACAUCGUUGACCUCUUAACACAAAUCAAUCGUCUGAGGUGGCAUACGCCUUCAAAAUCCGCGGGAACGGCGGCGAGGUUUAUCCGAUCGCGCAGGAAAGGUGUCACGUGCAAUAGAACGUUCCA
Molecule: messenger RNA, 991 nt
Organism: Ilyonectria robusta
Lineage: Eukaryota; Fungi; Ascomycota; Sordariomycetes; Hypocreales; Nectriaceae
Product: DHS-like NAD/FAD-binding domain-containing protein
Exons: 1
Biological process (GO): negative regulation of transcription by RNA polymerase II; regulation of DNA repair; pericentric heterochromatin formation
Cellular component (GO): mating-type region heterochromatin
Molecular function (GO): NAD+ binding; histone deacetylase activity, NAD-dependent
Source: RefSeq, a predicted model, not a curated record